UUCCUCAGCCAGCCCAACAAACCCGCCCCGGCGCCCGCCACCGUCCCCGACCAGCGAAACCGCCUCCCGCUCCUCCCCACCUCCCUCCUCCUCCUCCACCUUCUCUCGGCCUCGUCGCGGACGCCUCCCCCGGCUGCUCGGUUUCCUCCUCCGAGGCCCUCUCCCUCGCCGUCUCCUGUUUCCAGGCGACAGGCGUGAUGGUAGAGGAGAAGAGGGAGAGGGCGGAGGAGGCGUCCGACAGCCCGCAGAAAUCCCCGCGCCUGGACCCGCUGGCUGGUCCUGGAUGCAGCGACGCGCCUGCGUCUCCGACGGAGUCGAGCGACGAGUGGCCAUCGUCCGGGGAAGCGGAGGCGGGGACCAGCAGCGACAGUAUCGGCGACGGCGGGCGGUGCGAGCACAUACGCUUGGACCGCGAACUCCUGGAUAUGCACGUGUAUUAUCUCACGGAGCAGCUGGAGGUGCGCCGGACGUGCCAUCUUAGUAAGUGCAAGACGACCUGGAAGGGCAACGAAGGGAUGAUGAAGUGCAUAGACUGCUCCAGAUUCUUCUGCUCUGGGUGGCCGGUGAACAGGGAAAGUCCGCAGGAGCAUGCCCUCUGGCACGCCGGCGAGAACACGCAUUGGGUUGCUCAGUGGUGCGAUGAACCGAAUUUGGGAUACUGCUUCUUGUGUGCGCGCGGUAUGAGGCUCAGUGACCGGAGCGAAGAUGACUAUGCAGUGGCGGCCAGAAACAAAAAGGAUCAGCAAGGACUGGGGGAUAGCGUUGCAAAGGAUGGCUGGGGAUCGGUGUCCGGCAUUGCAAAGGAUGGGUGCGAGACGGGGGGCAAGAACCCGCAGAACCCUGAGAACACGCAGAAAUACCCGCACCUGGACCUGCCUGCGUCCAAGGCACCUGUGUUGUUGAGCGAGUCGCCAUCGACUGGGGAAGCGGAGGAGACCAGCGACUGCACAUACGACAUCGGGUCGUGCGAGCACUUGUUCAAGGACAGGGAGGAGCUGGAUGAUAUGGUGCUUGAUAUCAAGACCGCCGAGAAGCUCCCAGAGUGCGAGCAUUUCCUGUGCACGACCACCUGCACCUGGAGGGGAGCUGCUGCUAGGUUCAUGGUGUGCACGGAGUGCACCUCUACAUUCUGCACCGGGGAGAAGGGGGGCAUGGAAAAUCCGCAGGGACACGCCCGCUUGCACGCCACCAGGGACUACCAUUGGGUUGCUCUGUGGUACGAUGAACCGUAUAAGGGCUACUGCUUCGAGUGUGGGCACGUUCUGAAGCUCGGUCAGGACAAGCUGAGCGAUGAUGAGUGGGCAGCUCUGGCCAGAAAUAAAAGGGUUGAGCGGGCAAUGUGGGCCAGCAAUGGAUGGGAUGUGUGGGGAACGGUGCCCGAGAGUUAUGCAAAGGAUUCGUGGGCAAUAGUGACCGGCAAUGAUGCGUCUGGGUAUGCUAAUGGGAAUGGCUGUGUUAUCAGAGGGUUGCCGAAUCUUGGAAACACAUGCUACAUGAAUGCACUGCUUCAGUGCCUCCUUGCGCUCGGUGAGCUGAGGACAACGAUUUUAGGACCGGGUGCUCGGCUGGGGAGCAUUGGUCUGCACCUGAAGCAAUUAUUUGUGGAGACAAGCAGCACAAAUGAUGCCAGGCACGCGCUGGAUCCAGAGAUGCUAUUGGAAGGUAUGCGGGUGUUUAAUCCACAGUUCAAGGGCUCUUAUAUGCAGGACAGCCAAGAGUUUCUUACAUCUUUGCGCACUGCUUUGGAGGAGGAGACGAAGGACCUAAACAAAUUGCAUGGGGGUGCAGAGUUUCGUCCAAUUGGCAAUUCCAUUUUCGGGGGCUGGCUGCGUCAGACCUUAUACUGCAUAAGUUGCUCAACUAAUUCAGUUUUGGAUCUGCAAUUCGAUGAGCUCCAACUGGCACUGCCAUCAAAGGAUUGUCCAGCCAGAAGUGUUACGUUACCACCAAUGACCAGAAGCGGUGGAUCUCCGACGAAGACUCGUAAGGAACUAUUCCAACAAACCGACAAGACUGAUGGAGAAAAGAUUCAAACAAUUGCUGAAGGCUGUGAUUCUCAGUUUCCUGGUUCAGAAUUUGGAGAUGAGGCCAUGGAGAAAAUACCCAAGCCUUCACAAGUUGAUUCUACUAAAGUGGAGGAUGUUGCACACGGUCGUUUGCAGACUCAGAAGAAUGAUGUCCCACGAGAGAUCAUUGAAGUGCCAAUAAAAGCUCUUGAUUUCAUUCCUAACUUGUUUGAUGACACUGAAGGAAUGGAUGAAUCAAUAGUAGAUCCUCACAGUCCAAAAAAUACUGGUCCACCUCCACUUGUUGAUAUAGAAGCCAAGGAGAGCACUUACUCAGUAGAACCUACUACAGAAGACAAGGGGAGAGCUCAGAGCAGUGAUAUUACUGAUGAUGAGGCAGUACAUAUGAACUCUGUUGCAUCGCUCGAGGACUGCUUGACACUUCUUUGCUAUUGUCCAAUGGGAUGGAAAUGUGGUAACUGUUCCAAGGUUGUUGAGCUGCCGAGAACAAAUGGAAGUGAAAAUGGUCAACCGAUGAUAGCAAGUACCAAUGUAAAUCCAACAGUUGAAGGAGACCAGACUGAACUAUCAGACAGGAAAACAUGCCCAAGUGAGCGAUCUAAUGAUUUGAAUAGCUUGUUGGUAGAAUGUACUUCUCCAAGUAGACAACCACAUGGUUCAGAUGCACAUCAUCAAGUUAUUCUUUCUGAGAACAGAGUUCGUGAAGAAAUCACUUCAGGGAUGAGCUAUGAUGAAAAGAACUCGGCCUCUUGCUGCACUACCAAUAGAAAACCUGAAAGUCAGGAAGCUGCACCUAGUUCCUUUCCAACUCAUAAACAGACUGACCUGUUGAGUACCCAGGAUAGUCAGGAUACCAGCGAAGGCAGUGGGAAGCAGGUAAAGCUGGAUGAUCAUAGUGCACAACAAGCGGAAGAAAACCAAAGUGAGCAGAAACAUGGGACUGGUGGUUUUCAAAUACAAUUGGUUACUAAGCUGCCACCUGUACUAACCAUUCAACUGAAGAGAUUCACCAAUGCUCUUUCUAAAACGAGAGGACAUGUGAGCUUUAAGGAGAUUCUUCAUGUAGAACCGUUCAUGGACCCCAGUUCCGAGGACAAAGGUAACUCCAGCUAUCGCCUAGUCGGUGUCAUUGAGCACCAUGGCCACGCCUUGAAUGUAGGGCACUACGUUGCUUAUGUGAGGGCAGGUCGCAAGCAGCAGAGCAGUGGUUCUUCCUCAUGGGUUUGCGCAACCGAUCGCGACAUCAAGGAAGUCCCUCUAGAAGAAGUUCUCGGGUGCGAGGCGUACAUGCUUUUCUAUGAGAGGAUGGAUGGCCGAGGCAUAUCUGUGAGCCUACCCACCAACUAACCAGACCAGAUGGACAACGAGAAAGGAUGCUCAAGUUUGAGAUUAGCAAGCAUGGCAAUUGCCAAGUGUAGAUAGAUACACAGCGUAGUCAUCACGUCCAAUUUUGUUGCUUUAGCUGAGUCAUUGCAGGACUUUGCAUCGGUUGCAGCAUGUAGAUUGCAGGUCUGAUGGUCUGUUCACACUGUUCAUACCAUUUUUCUUUUUUUGCGGUGAACAUAACCAUUUUUCUGUCCAUGAGAAACUCAUUUUUUUGUGAAAAAAAAGAACACUGGAUCUGUUUUGUUACAA
This is a messenger RNA of Aegilops tauschii subsp. strangulata, 3662 nucleotides long. Its product is annotated as ubiquitin carboxyl-terminal hydrolase 2. Gene Ontology annotation, biological process: protein deubiquitination. Gene Ontology annotation, cellular component: cytosol; nucleus. Gene Ontology annotation, molecular function: cysteine-type deubiquitinase activity. Lineage: Eukaryota; Viridiplantae; Streptophyta; Magnoliopsida; Poales; Poaceae. The record is from RefSeq and is a predicted model, not a curated record.